Rotaria sordida is the source of this 2778-nucleotide messenger RNA. The record is from the annotation of a GenBank genome assembly. NCBI's taxonomy places the organism in Eukaryota, Metazoa, Rotifera, Eurotatoria, Philodinida, Philodinidae.
AUGUCGGUCGAUUCAGCAUUCACAGUCGAAUAUUCAAAAUCGGAUCGAUCAAACUGCAUUGCUUGUAGAUCGACUAUUAAAAAAAAUACCAUUAGAUUUGGAAUUAUAGUUCAAUCGCCAAAUUUCGACGGCAAAAUUCUCAGAUGGCACCAUAAAAAAUGUUUUUACAAAAAAGUCAAACUUCAUGAUGUUCAAAUGAUCAAAGGUUUUGAAAGUUUGCGCUGGAAAGAUCAAGAAAGAAUUCGUCAACAGAUCGAAGGAAAUUCAACUGAAAAAAAAAAUGAAACCGUCCGCGAAGAUGCGUUUGCUGUUCAAUAUACAAAAUCCAAUCCAAAUAAAUGCCAUGCUUGUGAUUCGGCGAUUGAAACGGAUACUUUGUGUUUAUCGAAAAAGGACGGCACAACUAUAUCGUCGGAACCCAAUGAACAGUCAGACGUAUGGUAUCACAUUAAUUGUUUCAACGAAAUCAAAGAUGAUCUCGGAUUCAGUGGAACUGCUGAAUCAUUUUCGGGUUUCGCCAAUCUGAAGGAAGAAGAUCAAAUGGAACUGAGACAAAAAUUGCCAUCACCAACUGUUUCAAGUAGGAAACGUAAAAGUGAAACGGAUGAGAUUGAUGAUACAAUGAUUGUCAAGCAACCAAAACUUGAAGAUGAAAUACAGAUAAAGAAGGAACAAAGUGAACUACUGUGGACUUACAAAGAUGCCUUGCGUAAAGAGAUUCCACGAGAUGUGCUGAAACAACUACUUGAGUUCAAUUUACAAAAACUAGUUUCAGGAGAAUAUAAUUUAAUAGAAACAGUGGCCGAUUGUAUGGCGUUUGGUGCACUUGAACAUUGUCCUGAAUGCGGUGGUUUUAUUGUCUUUAAUUAUACAACCUACAAGUGUACAGGUAAUAUUACAGAAUGGACGAAAUGCAUGUAUUCAACACAAUCACCAAAUCGAAAACCAUUUGAAAUACCAGACGAUGUCAAACAGCAGUACAAUAUUUUACCAAAAUAUAAUCCAAAAUUUCCACUUAAGGGUUAUUCUAUUGUAUUAGCUGGUCGUUUAUCAAAGACAGCCGCUACUUUACAACAAGAAAUCGAACGUUUAGGUGCAAAAGUUCUUGCAAAUGUCGAUGCAACAGUUGAUGUAGUGAUCAGUACACAAGAUGAAGUACAGAGAAAGAGUAAGAAGAUUCAAGAUGCUCAAUUAUUCGAAAUUCAUGUUGUACCAGUGCAAUUCUUGGAUGAUAUUCAAAAUGAUCAACCGUGGAUUGUUAUGGAGAAAUUGAAAAUAUCAACUUGGGGUAUCUUACCACACAUUCGAAAGCAACAGACAAAAGAUAAUGCACAGAAAAUAUCAACAUCACGAUCAAGAAAGUCUGUACCGGAAAAAGUCUCAAUGAUAUUAAAGGAUGGUGCUGCAAUCGAUCCCGAUUCAGGACUUGAAGAUUUUUGUCAUGUGAUGAGAGAUAGUGAAACUGGUGAAAUUUUUGCGGCUGUACUUGGUGCAGGUCGCACUGGUACCAUUUAUGGUGGAAAGAAAAAUGAACAAUUUGAUGAUCAAUCUGAAGCCAUCAAAGCGUUUGAAACAUUAUUUCUUGAUAAAACUGGAAAUAAAUGGAGCGAUCGAGGAACAUUUAAAAAAUUCCCCAAUAAAUUUUAUCCACUUGAAAUCGAUUAUGGAAAUCACGACAUACAAAAAGUAUUUGAUAAUGUGAAUGCCAACAAGCGUUCUAAUCUUCCAAAAUUAGUACAAGAUCUUAUUUGUUUUAUUUUCGAUAUAGAAAGUAUGGAGGAAGCAUUAUUAUCAUUUGAAAUUGAUCUAACCAAAAUGCCAUUGGGUAGACUUUCACGUAAUCAACUCAACAAAGGAUAUCAAGUCUUGACCGAAUUACAAACAUUGAUUACAAAUGAUGCCACAAAUAAAACAGCGAUAAUCGACGCCAGCAAUCGAUUUUAUACACUUAUUCCGCAUAAUUUUAAUCGAGGAAAACCGAUUAUUUUGGAUAAAAUCGAUUUGAUUCAAUCAAAAACAGAAAUCAUCGAUAAUUUACUUGAAAUUGAAAAGGCUUACUCAAUGUUGAAAGAAACAAAUGAUCAAAAAAACGAACAUUCGAUUGAUGAUUAUUAUAAGAAAUUAAAAUGUUCUCUACAACCAGUCGAUCAUAAUUCGGAAGAAUUUCAUAGAAUUGAACAAUACAUGACAAAUACAUACGCACCUCAUCAGCGAAAGUAUACAUUGAAAUUGAAAGAAUUAUUCAAAACAACACGAGAAGGUGAACGUGAAAAAUUUCAAAAGUGGCAGUCGACUGAAAAUCGUCAAUUGUUAUGGCACGGUUCAAGAAAAACCAAUUUUGCUGGAAUUCUCAGUCAAGGAUUACGUAUUGCUCCGCCUGAAGCUCCAGCGUCUGGUUACAAUUUUGGUAAAGGCGUUUAUUUUACUGAUAUGGUAUCUAAAGGUGCACACUACUGUUUCGCUACACCCACAGCAUCCGGGGGUUUAAUGCUCUUAUGUGAAGUUGCACUAGGCAAAAUGUACGAGUGUCACCAACGGACCAGUUUUUCGACAGAAACAUUGCCAGCGAAUACUCAAUCAGUCAAAGCCUGUGGAAAAACGAUUCCAAGUCCUAAAGGACAAUAUAUAACGGACGAUGGAAUUCUCAUUCCAAUGGGUCGUAGUAUUAAUGCAAAGAUUCAAAAAAGUUCUUUGCAAUAUAAUGAAUUCAUUGUUUAUGAUACUGAUCAAAUCAAUAUGAGGUAUCUUUUACGUGUUGAUUUUCAAUUUAUAAACUAG